UUACUGUCUGUCACAGAGGGCUUAUUUUUUACGUUUAUUUUAAGAAGAUAAUUUUUUUCCUGUCAUUGGCAAUAUCAUUUUCGACUGUAUCGAACGCAACACAUCCUCCGCUAAGCUAGUGGGCUGCACAAAUAAAAUAAAAAACCACAGCGAUCCCAGAGAAAAGACUAUCUUGCUAAACUCCUCAACCAGGGUUUGUCUCUUGGUCGCAGAAAAUGCUGCAUCCUCAGAGGUCCCUGUCCGAGCUGCCGAAGAUGUCCGCGGCCAGUCAGGUGGAAAGAGCCGUGCUGGAGGAGGAGUUUAACUGGCUGCUGAAAGAAGAAGUACAUGCUGUCCUGAAGCAGCUUCAGGAGAUCCUCAAGGAGGCGUCCAGACGUUUCUCCAUGCCCACUCCGGGCCUGGAGAGUCAGCAGAAGCAGGAGAACUUCAUCCUGGGCAGCUCAACCAUGGAUCAGGUGAAGGGGGUGCUGACUCUGCAGGGAGAGGCUCUGACUCAGGCGGACAUAAACCUGAAGGUUGCCAAGAGCAGCCAAGUCCUGCACUUUCAGUUCAGAGAGGACAAACAGUGGAAGCUGCAGCAGAUCCAGGACGCCAGGAACCACGUGAACCAGGCUCUGCUGCUUCUGAGCAGCCGCGACGACACCUACCAGUUCAAGACGGGUGCCGAGGUCAACAAGCUCAUGGACGCCGUGAUGCUGCAGCUGACGCGAGCUCGAAACCGCCUCACCACUCCAGCAUCGUUGACUCUUCCAGAACUCGCCACCAGCGGUCUGAUGAAAAUGUUCACUCCCCCUAUGCCUGGCGACGUGAUGGUGAACUUUUACAUCAAUUUAAGCAAGCUGUGUCUGACCGUCUACCAGCUACAUGUGCUCCCUCCCAACACCACCAAGAACUUCAAGCCAACAGGAAGCUCUGUGUUGCACAACCCAGGAGCGAUGUUUGAGCUCAACAACAACCGCUUCGAGGUGAGCCACGUUCACAAGGUGGAGUGUGUGGUGCCGUGGCUCAGCGACACGCUGGUGUUCUUCACCAUCUCCCUGCAGCUCUGUCAGCAACUCAAGGACAAGAUCUCCGUCUUCUCCAGCUUCUGGAACUACAGGCCGUUCUGAUCCAGCCCGUCCUCCACAAACCAAACUAACCAAUCAAGUCUAAGGGAAACGCUGGAAAGCUCUUAUUUUUCUAUGUAUUUAUCAUGCAGUCUGUCAAAGUGUUGCUCCACGAGCUGAAAGCAGCCACACACCACCAGAUACCAAUAUUAUAGACCGUAAUGGAGUUAGGCCAGCUGACCUUUAUUUCUCUCAUACGUGUGUGUGGGUGUGUAUGGCAACUCAUGAUACAAACUUGAAUCUUUCAAUGAAUGAAUGUGAUUAUUAUUUAAAUUAUUUCAUCAUGUAGAACUCUAAUGUUUGCCAUCGGGAUGGAAGGACUGAGCAUCAAAGUGUUUUCAGGUUCAUCCUGAAAACCCCAAAUUUCCUUUGAUUUCUUUAAAUUUAGCUAGUUUCUGUUUUCCUCCCUCCAACACCUCAGUUGUUCUCUGGGAUUUACUCAGCUGACUGCUAGGCUCCUUCUAAUGUCUACAAGUUACAGAAACACUGAAAUCUGGUGACCCUGAGCCUGUUGUUGUUGUUGUUGUUGUUGUUAUUAUUAUUAGCUUGCUAAGGCCAGACCAGUGACUAACCAGUUGAAAUGUUUUCCAGUCAGUGAACAGGGCCCAUUUAAACGGAUAGUUUAUAUGUUUUUUUUGUGUCAGUCAUAUCAGCGUCCUUAGAGCGAGGGUGUCCAAACUUUAUGGUAAAAAAAAAAACACACACACACAAUUAAAUCAAGCUAAUAAAAUUGUCUGAUUUUAUUAUGCAUUUAUUUUGAUAGGAAAGAGAUGUUAUUCAUUGUAGAUCAAAAACUUAAAAGAGUUUUUAUGUUUGCUGAGUUAAAAGAAAAAGCAAUUAGUGUUUAAAUUUGUUCAGGCUCAAUUGAACAGACUUAUCCUCCGGAUUUCAGUCCAUUUCUCUCAAAACACUAGCUAUAUGUAGCCAAGAUUAAUAAAUUAGAU
Poecilia latipinna (sailfin molly) is the source of this 2050-nucleotide messenger RNA. It is a transcript of the gene rogdi, whose product is annotated as rogdi atypical leucine zipper. The record is from RefSeq and is a predicted model, not a curated record. NCBI's taxonomy places the organism in Eukaryota, Metazoa, Chordata, Actinopteri, Cyprinodontiformes, Poeciliidae. Gene Ontology annotation, cellular component: RAVE complex. Bases 216 to 1109 code for a protein of 297 amino acids. The transcript has 11 exons.